AUGACCACUACUACCUCUGCUGACGCUGCUGCUAACGAAACCAUCAAUAACCCCUUUGUAAAUACACCCACUGAAGGAGACGAUACCAAUAUCAGCGCUCAGGACACAUUAAAACUCUUGGAAUCCUUAAAGUUGGACAGCACUACUAAUACCGAAAUUCAAGCCCUUUUGACUCGUGCAAAGAACGGAGAGGCUAUCGAACGUGAAGUGGUCAUGAACACUGUGGCUUCACUACUGUCUGCCGAUAGCGAACAUUUAGGCGAACUCACAGGAUCUAUUGGUGAUUUUGAUAUCCAAUUUCGAUAA
This is a messenger RNA of Mucor velutinosus, 306 nucleotides long. RefSeq names its product GTPase activating protein (GAP) for Rho1p. Bases 1 to 306 code for a protein of 101 amino acids. The record is from RefSeq and is a predicted model, not a curated record. The transcript has 2 exons. NCBI's taxonomy places the organism in Eukaryota, Fungi, Mucoromycota, Mucoromycetes, Mucorales, Mucoraceae.